Messenger RNA from Colletotrichum acutatum, 612 nucleotides. RefSeq lists its product as uncharacterized. The annotation marks the transcript as partial. Lineage: Eukaryota; Fungi; Ascomycota; Sordariomycetes; Glomerellales; Glomerellaceae. The record is from RefSeq and is a predicted model, not a curated record. The transcript has a single exon.
CCAGAGUGCACCUUUCGACCACAAAACUUCUGGAUGCUGCUGUGGCUCAACGUUUUAACCGACGCCGCCCUCCUCUCCAUCCCCGUUCCGAUCCUUUGGCACCUCCGCGUGUCCCUGAGACGCAAAAUCGGCGUCGGCAUCCUGCUCUCGUCCGGCAUCUUUGUCAUUUCGACUGCCAUCGUUCGAGCGGUUACGACCUUGGGCGGCGCACCUUCCGUCAUCAACAUCAACCGCUGGGGUUUCCGCGAGACCGCCGUCGGACUCAUCACCGUCACCCUGCCGGUCCUGAGCCCGCUGUUUACGAGGGCGUUUUGGCGUCGUGGCCCGUAUAUUCGAGACUACUACGAUCGGCUACGCGGUCCGAAGACGCCUCCUAAUAAUGCUAGGUUUGGCAAUUGGCUGGGGACGAUGGUUCUCAAGUAUAUUGAUGAGGAGGAAGGGGAUGUGUUGCGCAGCCCCAGCGCGGCGAAGCAGUUGGAAGAGGCAGGGUAUCGAAAUGAAUAUGCCGAGCGUGCGGGUUCCUACAAUAAAGAUGGUAGAGAAGCCUACGAGCUGGAAACGCAGAGCGGCGAUACGAGCACGAAAAGUUUCAAAGGCAUUGAGACGGUAUGA